Molecule: messenger RNA, 3442 nt
Organism: Zalophus californianus (California sea lion)
Lineage: Eukaryota; Metazoa; Chordata; Mammalia; Carnivora; Otariidae
Gene: WFIKKN2
Product: WAP, follistatin/kazal, immunoglobulin, kunitz and netrin domain containing 2
Exons: 2
Coding region: 314-2035 (573 amino acids)
Biological process (GO): negative regulation of transforming growth factor beta receptor signaling pathway
Cellular component (GO): extracellular region
Molecular function (GO): serine-type endopeptidase inhibitor activity; receptor antagonist activity; transforming growth factor beta binding
Source: RefSeq, a predicted model, not a curated record
UGACAGGCAUCAGGUUAGCUCGCUCCCACUCGGGUGGCGCGCCCAGGAUAUAAAUCCAGGCUCGGGCCCCUGCCGCGGCUCUUCUCCCUGCACACUCAGGAGAGGGAGUUUCCUUGCAAAGACCUUUCCUUUAUCUGAAGCCGCGCAGCCCAGCGGGCUCCACUGACUUGGUGGAGGCGGCCGCGGCGGCUGCGAGGAAGCCCGCCGGGGUGGGGAGGGCAGGUGUCUGCAGCCCAGAGAAGGAGAAGGCCCCGGUGGGCCCCAGCCCCUGGCCCCGUCGCAGGGGAGGUCUCGAGCCACCGCAGACCGCAUCAUGGGGGCCCUGGGGUGCUGCCGGCUCUGGUCCCGCUGGGCGCAGGCGGCACUUCUCCUGCUGCUGCUCGGGGCGCCCCCAAGGGGCCUGGCACUGCCGCCUAUCCGCUAUUCCCAUGCGGGCAUCUGCCCCAACGACAUGAACCCCAACCUCUGGGUGGAUGCCCAGAGCACCUGCAAGCGGGAGUGUGAGACGGACCAGGAGUGCGAGACCUAUGAGAAGUGUUGCCCCAACGUGUGCGGGACCAAGAGCUGUGUGGCCGCCCGGUACAUGGACGUGAAAGGGAAGAAGGGCCCGGUGGGCAUGCCCAAGGAGGCCACCUGCGAUCACUUCAUGUGUCUGCAGCAGGGCUCCGAGUGUGACAUCUGGGACGGCCAGCCCGUGUGUAAGUGCAAAGAUCGUUGUGAGAAGGAGCCCAGCUUCACGUGCGCCUCCGACGGCCUCACCUAUUAUAACCGCUGCUACAUGGAUGCCGAGGCCUGCUCGAAGGGCAUCACGCUGGCCGUCGUCACUUGCCGCUACCACUUCACGUGGCCCAACACCAGUCCCCCGCCGCCCGAGACCACCGUGCACCCUACCACGGCCUCCCCGGAGACGCCGGGGCUGGAUAUGGCGGCCCCGGCUCUGCUCCACCACCCUGUGCACCAGUCGGUCACCGUGGGUGAGACCGUGAGCUUCCUGUGUGAUGUGGUGGGCCGGCCCCGGCCCGAGAUCACCUGGGAGAAGCAGCUGGAAGAUCGCGAGAAUGUGGUCAUGCGGCCCAACCACGUGCGCGGCAACGUGGUGGUCACCAACAUCGCCCAGCUGGUCAUCUACAACGCCCAGCCCCAGGACGCUGGCAUCUACACCUGCACGGCCCGGAACGCCGCCGGGGUCCUGCGUGCCGACUUCCCGCUGUCCGUGGUCAGGGGGGGUCAGGCGGUGGCCACCUUGGAGAGCACCCCCAACGGCACGGCCUUCCCCGCGGCCGAGUGCCUGAAGCCCCCCGACAGUGAGGACUGCGGCGAGGAGCAGACCCGUUGGCACUUCGAUGCGCAGGCCAACAACUGCCUCACCUUCACCUUUGGCCACUGCCACCGCAACCGGAACCACUUCGAGACCUACGAGGCCUGCAUGCUGGCCUGCAUGAGCGGGCCACUGGCCGUGUGCAGCCUGCCCGCCCUGCAGGGGCCCUGCAAAGCCUACGCGCCCCGCUGGGCCUACAACAGCCAGGCCGGCCAGUGCCAGUCCUUCAUCUACGGCGGAUGCGACGGCAACGGCAACAACUUCGAGAGCCGCGAGGCCUGCGAGGAGUCCUGCCCCUUCCCUCGGGGGACCCAGCGCUGCCGGGCCUGCAAGCCGCGGCAGAAGCUCGUCACCAGCUUCUGUCGGAGCGACUUCGUCAUCCUGGGCCGCGUGUCCGAGCUGACCGAGGAGCCCGAUGCGGGGCGGGCCCUGGUGACCGUGGACGAGGUCCUCAAGGAUGAGAAGAUGGGCCUCAAGUUCCUGGGCCAGGAGCCGCUGGAGGUCACCCUGCUCCACGUGGACUGGAGCUGCCCCUGCCCCAACGUGACGGCGGGCGAGACGCCACUCAUCAUCAUGGGCGAGGUGGACGGCGGCAUGGCCGUGCUGCGGCCGGAUAGCUUCGUGGGAGCGUCCAGCAGCCGGCGGGUCAGGAAGCUGCGUGAGGUCCUGCACAAGAAGACCUGCGACGUCCUCAAGGAGUUUCUGGGCUUGCGCUGAAGCCCCGGCCCCCCUCCGCCCCUCCCCGGCCCCCUCCCCGGCCCUCGUCCACCUACCCACCCCCCAACGCCCCUCAGUCCACAAACUGGGCAAGGUCAGGCUCGACAGUUGUAGGCCAGUGGGGAAAAUCCACCGGAGGUUCUUAGAACAACUUCUAGUCUUGGGCUCAAGAAGGGGUCUGUAUCUUCUUUAGCUGAGGGGGACCAAAGGAGAAGCCACCAGACACCUGCAAGCUAUUCUUGAUGACCAGUCGGUGGGGCGUUGUGACCCUCUCUGUGCUGGUCAGCCGCCUCUGCUGGCUCUCCCUGCCCCCAGCCAGCUCCCAGCCAGGCUUUCGGAGGUGGCGUAUGCACGGUCAUGGGAAUCACAGAAUGAAUCGGUUUGCAAAAGUUGUAGGUGGGGAGAGAAAGGAGGGACCAGGGACUCUUUGGACAAAUUCCCCAGAGCCCCCUAGAUCACUACGAGCAGAAACCACUUCAUUUUAGGGCUUGUGGGACGCAGGGAGCGGGAGGGGGGGGCGGGGGGAGGGCAUGGUCUGACCCGGCACACCCCUUGUCCUGAGGCGGUGGUCAGCCCGUGCUUCGGUCAAGUGGGCCCUGCAGUCUCUGAUGCCACCAUAGCACCAGCAGAAUACACAUCCUUCAUGUUUCUCCUUGGCUUUAUUGGUUGGUUUAUUGAUUGUUGUUGUAUUAAUUUAGCUCUGUUCAGUCCGACUCAAUGGACAUUUUCUGAACACUUUCUGGGUACCAGGUGCUAGGACACAGAUAUUAGUCAAUGCCCAGCUCCUGGUGACUGAAUGUGAAUGUCCAGCUCCCAGGGUCCCUGCCCCCCCGCCCCCCCCCCUCCCCCCCCGGGGAAGCAGACCCAUGGCUGGCCUUCCCAACUGUCAAAUGGUCCCAUUGAAAGGACAGUGUGCUUUCAUCUGCCACUGGCUUCCUUGGACAGAAGGCAGAUAGAAGCCCCAGGAUCUGUUCUGGUGGGAAGGGAGAUGAAGGGAAAGUCCAGGUUGGGAUGGGGAGCAGGGUGAAAGAAGGGAGGGAGGACGGGUGUCAGGCUUGGGAAGGAAAAGGAAUGUUGCUCGAUGCUCCCAUCUGGUGGUGGCCUUGGGAGCUGCAGGGACCCGAGGGAGGCUCUAGGCGAGAGCUGGGAGGGUAUGUUUGGGAAUGUGGCAGCUUGUUGAUGACUUCUCGUUUCUGGACUUCCUGUGCAGGUCCAGCCACCCCCCCACACACACACACACACUAGAUAAAUGACUUGGGAAAGCCACUGUCAGCUCUACAUCUGCUCCCCCAUUCCCUCCUCUGCCCUUCCUUCUGUCCAGGCCCCUCCAAAGGAGAAAAGAUCAUUGUGGGGCAUCCUCGUUUCUUCCUCCAAUGUAGGGAGGAAGGUACCAAUUAAAAAUUCAUA